This is a messenger RNA of Ceratitis capitata (Mediterranean fruit fly), 2223 nucleotides long. RefSeq names its product putative mediator of RNA polymerase II transcription subunit 26. The record is from RefSeq and is a predicted model, not a curated record. The transcript has 3 exons. NCBI's taxonomy places the organism in Eukaryota, Metazoa, Arthropoda, Insecta, Diptera, Tephritidae. Bases 90 to 1829 code for a protein of 579 amino acids.
UUUUUCCAGAUUUUAAUUAUUGCUUCUGGCAUGUACUUACACGCUAAGAAGACCUUCAUUUUCCUACGCUUAUCCAUCACAUCAACAUAAUGCUGGUCGCCACUCCAGGACAAACAACGACUUAUUCCCUUCUCGGCAGUAGUGCGCCCAAGAAGACACGUCUUAGCUCGCCAGUAACAUCAAAAAACUCCAACGUCAACAAUCCCUCUGUGGUAAAUAAUAAUUGCAGCACCAGCAACGCAGCCAGCACGCUUAUGAAAACAAUUCAAGUACGGCUUAAUCGAGGGACCGAAUUUUUAAAAGAUACCGUACAAAAAGCGCUUACAACCACCACCAAUUCUAACAAUACAACGUCCAGCGCUUCAAGUAUUACCUUUCGCAACAACAAAACUAACAACAUAAACGCAACCGUUGUUGGCACUUUAAAACAUGCUCAUGUGGCAUCAGCUGUUGCUGUAAGAGUCCCAUCAAGAAAUACCAUAGCUAGCAAAUCAGCUAAUUACACAACUUUAGCGACAGGUGCUUCAACAUCAGGUGGUGCAAUUGAGAGGACGUCGAUUUCAACCAACGUUUCGAAAACUCUAAAGCUUAAUACCGUCCCACCCACCAAAAUACAUCGUAACUCACAAGAACGUCAAGAAACAAGCAGUACGGACAGCAUUAAUAAGGAAAUGUGCCAUUUUAAGCCCAUUUUACCGGCACCAACUGUGCGCUGGAAAUGUGGCAGCAAGUCACGAGGUGGAGCAGCCAUAAGAAAACCUUUAGCAUGUUUAGCAACGAAUAUUAAAAACUUGAACUGUGAUGAUUGUUCCAAGUUAACAGAUGAUAGCAGCGAAGAAGAGGAAGAAGCAGCUGAGGAUGAUAAAGAAAGUCCAACACAUCUGCACAAAAAACACCACUUCAAGCCAAAGCCAAGCUCUACCUUAUUGACUACAAUCAUAACAUCAGCUUCUCAUCAAUCUGCAUUCGUACGUUUGGUCGCACAAAUGAAGACACUCGUAGAUAUAAAUCAAACCACCAGGGUAAAAUCGCAAAAUAGAUUUUCUAAAAAGAAGAGCCAAUGCAAAACUCACCAUACUAACACACGACUUGGACGUCCCUCCAAGGCAGCUUCCGGAUUGAAAAUGCAACAGCUGCCCAAAUCACCAAUUAAGGUUCCCCUCACCCAACUCAUUCUACGAAGUCGCAAGCAGUCAUUUACACAAGUCAAUAAUCUCAAUUUACCCACUAACCUGAUUAUUAAAAAAAUAGAAACAAAAACUACAGAAGCUGCUUCCAGGGAUAAAAGCAAACCAACAAUUACACCUAGAAAUAAAAAGGGUACAACUAUUCCUUUACAAAUUGCAACAAAGAAAGGCACACGGAAUACCACCAAGUCAAAAGUAAUUAAUAUAGUUGCAUUUGCCCAAGAAAAGAUCCCAAAUAUAAAAAGCAACAGAACUAUAACGAAAUGUAACAGUAAAAUUGAGACUGCUACCCUUGCCAACGUUAAACACAAGCAACGUAAGCGAAAACAUAUUGACGAAUCUCUUUCGGUGAAUGAAAUUAUUGACUCUGCAAUAGCAGAGAAUGCAUCAAUUGAUGUGGGUGAAGAAAGUUCUUUGCCGCCUGUUCGUAAAAGUGCAAGGCUGUCAAAAAAUGGUAAUGAUGACUGUUUAAAAAUUGACGCUGUCAAACGUAUUACGAUAAGGAGACGUAACGCUCGUAGUACACAAAAUCAUUCCUACGAUACCUUCUCGCCACCAAUGACACGAUCGAGGGUGAAAGAGCUGAUGCAAAAGCAAGGAAAUUCAAGUGUAAGACACAGCGAAGUACAACUAGUUGAUUGAACCAAGACAUUUUUUUGGUAUUAAAGAUUGUUGUAUUUAUCUGAAAGUAACUUAGUGGUAACAGUUAUAUGAAAAUUGGCAAAUUAAAUUUUAAUAUUGCACUAUACAAAAAUAUUUUCGGAAAAAUUAUGCCAGUAAAAGAGAGAAUUAAAUGAAUUCGCUUUGGCCUAUGCUUCUAAGUUGUAAGCAUAAGAAAAUAUUUUCACGUGUAACAAUAUUGUUUGUAAAUUUUUCGUGUCAAUCUAUUUACUAGUCGGCUAGCGCUCUGAUUUUUACUGGCUCAUAGAGGGGUAAUGAGUACACUCUAUAAUAAGCUACCAGUUUGUGGUACGACUAUUUUUAUACUAUUACUAUUUUAUUUGUAAUAAAAUAUAAAUCAUACUGUAAAGUCUUA